UGAGAACUCAUUAGAUACAUAUCAAUAGACAAUAAUGCAAGCAACUUUAAGGAGCUCACCAAUAAUUGUGUAGCUCAGCUUCGUCUUUCUCAAAUGGCUGAAGAUCUUCACCAUCUCAAUUCUCAAGAUCAUGAUCUCCAAGUUGAUCAACUUCUUCAUUCUCUUCCUAAAGCACAAGGAUGGAUGGCUGCUGGUUUAACUCUAUACCAACAUUUUUGGUGCCCCUCAAAAGUUCUUGGAAAUGUAAUCUCUUUUCAAGCAAAUUUUCAGGCUCAAGAGCAAGACAUUUUACUUGCUUCCAUGCCCAAAUCUGGAACAACUUGGCUCAAAUCUUUAAUCUUUUCCAUUGUUAAUCGAACGCGAUUUUCUUUUUCGAACACUCCUUUACUCACUAUAACCCCUCAUGAGCUUGUGCCCUUUUUAGAGUUCACUCUAUUUGCUAAUAAGGAUCUUCAUAAUGAUCUUUCUAUUAUUCCUUCUCCUAGACUUUUCGCUACGCAUAUUCCGUAUCCAGCUUUACCUGAAACGAUUCAGCACUCGAGUAAUUGUCGUAUUGUUUACAUUUGUCGUAACCCUCUUGAUACUGUAGUUUCCUCUUGGCAUUUUUUCUCUGAAACAAUGGCUCAAGCUAAGGCUACUACUAAUCAAUUGUCCAUUGAUGAAUUUUUCGACCUUUCUUUCAAGGGUUUUGUCGGGUUCGGACCUUUUUGGGAUCAUGUGCUUGGCUACUGGAAGGCGAGUUUGGAGAAACCCGAAAAAGUGUUGUUUUUGAAGUAUGAGGAUUUGAAAGAGGACAUAGUCUCUCACUUGAAGAGGUUGGCUGAGUUUAUAGGGCACCCGUUUUCGCCGGACGAAGAGAGACAAGGGAUGAUUGAGGAGAUAGCUAAACUGUGUAGUUUAAGCAGUCUGAAAGAGUUGGAAGUGAAUAAAAAUGGUAAGUUCAUGCCAAGUUUUCAAAACAAGGCCUAUUUUAGAAAAGGUGAGGUGGGUGACUGGAAAAAUUAUCUUACUCCUGAGAAAAAGAAACACUUUGAAAGUGUUAUGAUUGAAAAGCUAGGUGAUUCUGGUCUCUCAUUCAAACUUUGUAAUUAAUUUUGCUGGCUCUACAUGAAGAAGCAGAAAAAUAAAGAUCCGAGGCAUAUGCAUUCAAACUUUUAAAGAUUCGUUAUGAAUAAUGGGUUCUUAGGUGAAAUCCAAUUUGAGAUUGUUUUGAAGUUUGGAAUACAUUUUAUUGACAUUUGAGAUC
Messenger RNA from Mercurialis annua (annual mercury), 1246 nucleotides. RefSeq names its product cytosolic sulfotransferase 15-like. Gene Ontology annotation, molecular function: sulfotransferase activity. Gene Ontology annotation, cellular component: cytoplasm. The record is from RefSeq and is a predicted model, not a curated record. Bases 94 to 1092 code for a protein of 332 amino acids. NCBI's taxonomy places the organism in Eukaryota, Viridiplantae, Streptophyta, Magnoliopsida, Malpighiales, Euphorbiaceae. The transcript has a single exon. Gene Ontology annotation, biological process: sulfation.